ACAGUGCGCGGACAACCAGGCGUGUUCCGGCUGCGACGAGACAGGACAAUGUACAACCGAGUGUCACACUGGAUACUUCGGCAGAAAGUGUAAAUCACCAUGUAACCCAGCCUGCAAGAAUAAUGCGUGUAAGGCGACUGGGAAUGGCAUUGAGGAAUGCACCGAAGGUUGUAUACCUGGUUAUGGUGGUGUACACUGCAACAUUCAAUGUGAGAAUAAUUAUACAAUAAACGAUGUGUACUGUCUUGAGGUGUGCAACCAACACUGUCGUUUGAGCUCCAACACAAUUGACACAAUCAGAUGUCUGGUCCCUGGUGAACGUGCUUCAGUGUUUUGUACAUCUGAGUGUCACAGCCAGAGUGGCGAGUGUAUCCAUGGCUGUGUAGGAGGCUGGUAUGGUCCACGGUGCUCCUCUCCAUGCAGUGCAGGUUGUAGCGGGGGAAGGUGUGAUGCUGCAGGUGCGUGUGUGGACGGAUGUAGACCUGGGUAUUUCGGGAGGGACUGUCAGCCCUGUGACCGCUGCAAGAACCACACCUGUAGCUCACAUAACGGGGUCUGUGUAGAUGGAUGUAGACCAGGGUAUUAUGGUGAGUUUUGUAAUCACAGCUGUGAGGUUUGCCGCGAGGGGAUCUGUGAUCAGAUGACUGGCGCAUGUGUCAACGGAUGUGACGUCAGCGAACGUGGAUGUAAACCUUCCUGUACCAGCAACUGUUCCAGGGACUAUUGUCUUCAUGCACAGACAUGUGAUACAGCAGAUUCCAAGUCCAAUGGUAUCAACAUCGGACUCCCGAUAGGCUGUGUGGUGUUCAUCCUUGGUGUCCUGGUGUCACACUACAUCUGCUACAGGAAGGGUAUUGCUGCAAGAAGGACAGAUCCGGAAGACACACUUCCCUCAAGGGACACCACAUCACGGGCCUCUCAACAUAUCUACUGCGACGUUGAUGAGGGAGAAACGGGCCCAGUCAUUGUGUUCCUAUAGGAACAGAACAGGCCCAGGGAAAAUAUGUCUUGUUGAUUCACACAGUUAACGCUGAUAUGAAAGCUUACGAGUGUGUUUGCUUAACCCUGAUGCUUUCAUACAACGUAUUUUAUUUGUUUGUUGUUUAACGCCGCACUCAGCAAUAUUCCA
Haliotis rufescens (red abalone) is the source of this 1129-nucleotide messenger RNA. RefSeq lists its product as uncharacterized. Bases 641 to 979 code for a protein of 112 amino acids. NCBI's taxonomy places the organism in Eukaryota, Metazoa, Mollusca, Gastropoda, Lepetellida, Haliotidae. The record is from RefSeq and is a predicted model, not a curated record. The transcript is spliced from 3 exons.